Molecule: messenger RNA, 3931 nt
Organism: Girardinichthys multiradiatus
Lineage: Eukaryota; Metazoa; Chordata; Actinopteri; Cyprinodontiformes; Goodeidae
Gene: herc4
Product: HECT and RLD domain containing E3 ubiquitin protein ligase 4
Exons: 24
Coding region: 206-3349 (1047 amino acids)
Biological process (GO): protein ubiquitination; ubiquitin-dependent protein catabolic process
Cellular component (GO): cytoplasm
Molecular function (GO): ubiquitin protein ligase activity
Source: RefSeq, a predicted model, not a curated record
ACUGUACAUUAAUAUCGCCGUAUAGCAGUUGUUGACAGAUCUUGGAGUUGACUGGAGAUUUACUUUCAUCCAGCUGAUUGUUAGCUUUCGACGGUAGUUUCUGAAAAAUGCCGGUUUUAAAUAUCUGAAAGCAGCCACAGUGCGAACCGUGGGGAGACUGGGAGGCUGGUUGUGGAGAAGCGUUUGAGCCAAGGUGAGAGCUACCAUGCUUUGCUGGGGAAAUGCUUCCUAUGGACAGCUCGGUCUGGGCGGGAUCGAUGAAGAGAUUGUAGUUGUGCCACGAAAAUGCGAAUUUUUUAACGGGAAGCGAGUGAGUGACGUGGGGUGUGGCCGCAGACACACGGCUUUCUUGCUGGAUGAUGGCACCGUUUACACUUGUGGCUGCAACGAUUUGGGGCAGUUAGGACACGAGAAGUCCAGGAAGAAACCAGAGCAGGUAGUGGCCUUGGAUGCCCAGAUCAUUGUGGCAUUGUCCUGUGGAGAGUCCCACACACUCGCCUUAAACGACAAAGGACAGAUUUUCUCCUGGGGGCUCGGUUCAGAUGGACAACUGGGUCUAAAUAACUUUGAAGAAUGUAUUCGAGUCCCAAGAAACAUCAAGAGUUUGUCAGAUGUACAAAUUGCCCAGGUAGCCUGCGGGUUUUGGCACUCCAUCGCACUUGCAAGAGGUGGCCAGAUCUUCUCCUGGGGCCAGAAUCGGUACAGUCAGCUGGGGCUUGGAAUAACUGGACAAAGCAUUUCCACACCUCAGAUGGUUCAGUCUCUGCAGGCCAUUCCUUUCUCUCAGAUAUCAGCAGGUGGAGCCCACAGCUUCGCUCUCACUUUCUCUGGAGCCGUGUUUGGUUGGGGCUGCAACAAGUUCGGCCAGCUGGGUGUCAAUGACACCAAUGAUCGGUGUUUCCCAACACUCCUAAAGUCCUUAAGAUCACAGAGAGUGAUCUACGUCUCCUGUGGAGAAGAUCACACAGCUGUGCUCACCAAGGAAGGAGGUGUGUUUACCUUUGGAGCCGGAGGUUAUGGUCAGCUCGGACAUAACUCCACUAACCAUGAAAUCAACCCCAGGAAGGUGUUUGAGCUCAUGGGAAAUGUAGUCACACAGAUUGCCUGUGGAAGGCAGCACACGUUGGCGUUCACACCUGCCUGUGAAAAGAUGGAUUCCUUUGGGCUGGGAGGCAACGGGCAGCUCGGUACUCGCUCCACCUGUAACAGAAAAAGUCCCGCUCCAGUCAAAGGGCCCUGGGCUACUUCCAGCACUGCAGAGGAGUACGACUCAGAGCAGAGCUGUUUUGUCAAAAGGAUUUAUGCUGGAGGAGAUCAAAGCUUCGCUCACUAUUGCACCACUAACGACCCUCAGGACAUGGACAAUGUGAGAAUACAGGAUUCCCAAAGAAAGAUCUGCACCCUGAAUGAAGAUAUUGUACAGAAAUGGUUGAAUCACUCACCAGGAAGACUCCCGGCAGAAAUCUCCAAUGAAAUCGACCUCGUGUUCUCCUCUGCAAGCUGCCUCAACGGAUCGUUUCUGUCAACAAGUCAUCCAGGUCACUUCAGCACCAGCAGUAAGUAUUCAGGGGUGGAUAUGAACAUGGCUCGCCUGCUGCUCCACAGACUAAUUCAACAAGAACGCCCAAAGAUUUCUCAGCAGGUUGCUGCCAGUCUGGAGAAAGCCCUGAUUCCCAGACUGACUAACUCUCCUCCAGACAUCGAAGCCCUGAGGCUCUACCUCACUCUGCCAGAAUGCCCACUCUUCAGCGACCGGAGCAAUUACAUCACCAUCACUAUCCCGUUUGCCAAAUGUGUCAUCAGUCUGAAAGAGGCUCCACUGAAGGUGUUGGGAAACUGGUGGUCCACAUUUGAGCCUCUGUUCUUCCAGCGUCUGGUUGAUUUGUACAAAGACGUAGUGGUGUAUCUGCUCCAGAUGCACAAGAUGGGGAUUCCCUUUGCCGAGCAGAAAAUCUUCACCUGCUUUGUGGACACCUCACUCCGGUUCCUGGAGAUUCUGCACAAGGUGAAUGAGAAAGCAGGAAGCAUCAUUCAGUACGAUAAAUUCUACAUUCAUGAGCUGGAUGACCUGAUAGACAUCAGAAAUGACUACGUCACAUGGAUUCAGAGGCAGAUGUACCCAGUGGGGCGUGACGGCGUGGUGACUCUCUGCAAGUAUCCCUUCGUCUUUGAUGCUCAGGCAAAAACAGCGCUGCUUCAGACAGAUGCUGUUAUUCAGAUGCAGAUGGCAGUGGAUCAGGCGCAGCUGCAAAACUUCAGCUCCAUGUUCCUGCCAGCUGUUGAAUCUGUGAACCCCUGUCUGAUCCUCAUUGUUCGAAGGGAAAACAUCGUUGGAGACACCAUGGAGGUUCUCAGGAAAUCCAAGAACGUUGACUACAAGAAACCACUAAAGGUGAUCUUUGUGGGAGAAGAUGCAGUUGAUGCUGGAGGUGUCAGAAAAGAGUUCUUCCUCCUGAUCAUGAAAGAGCUGCUGAAUCCCAAAUAUGGGAUGUUUCGCUACUACGAGGAGUCCAGGCUUAUCUGGUUUUCACACAAGACCUUUGAGGACUUUGACUUGUUUAACCUCAUCGGGGUCAUCUGUGGUCUGGCCAUCUACAAUUUCACCAUUGUGGAGCUCAACUUCCCUCUGGCACUCUACAAAAAACUUCUGAGGCGGAAACCAACGCUAGAAGACCUGAAAGAGCUAACGCCAGACGUGGGAAGAAGUCUGCAGGAACUGCUUGACUACACAGAGGAUGACAUUGAAGACACCUUCUGUUUGAAUUUUACUAUCACAGAGGAUAACUACGGAGCCACAGAAGUCUUGGAGUUGGUACCAAACGGUGAAAACAUUUAUGUCAAUAAGUCAAACCGGCAGGACUUUGUCGACGCCUACGUCAACUACGUUUUCAACACCUCAGUAGCUCCUCUGUUUGAGGGGUUCUCUGCAGGCUUCCACAAGGUGUGCGGUGGAAGGGUUUUAGAUCUGUUCCAGCCGAGUGAACUGCAAGCUAUGAUCAUUGGCAACACCAACUAUGACUGGACAGAGCUGGAAAAGAGUACUGAAUAUAAAGGAGAAUACUGGGCUGAACAUCCAACCAUAAAGCUUUUCUGGGAGGUCUUCCACGGUCUUCCGUUGGAGAAGAAAAAGCUGUUUCUCUUGUUCCUCACAGGAAGCGACCGCAUCCCCAUCUUGGGCAUGAAAAGCCUGAAGCUGGUGAUCCAGCCAACCGGUGGAGGGGAGCAUUACUUGCCUGUAGCCCACACCUGCUUCAACCUCCUGGACCUUCCCAAGUACACAAGUAUAGAAACACUCAGAGAGAAGCUUUUACAUGCGAUAGAUCACAAUCAAGGCUUUAACCUCGCCUGAUGCAAGAAAACGACUUAAGCUUGGCCUGUUGAUGGCAAACACAUUCCCAAAUGUUGUUUUACAAGCUUCCUAGGACUGCACCUCGUUGGAAAGAGGAAACCGAUUUUCCAAAUUCAGUUCAUGUCAUCAUAGUAUUUCGAUGUUCUGAUCCCGAUAUAUGGUAAUGUAGAUAUGCUUUUAUUCAUGUUUGGAUAAUACAAGUAUGAUGAGGCUAAAUAAAUAAACUCUUCAUCACAAACAGAACUCUUGUAAGAUGCAGUGAAACAGCAGCACUGCUCUUGGAAGCUUAAAGGUUUAACGUUUCAGUUGAAAUGUUUCAAACUAGCAUCAAAGCGGGAAAGCGAUCUCGUCCAUAAAUGCAAAGGUACACGAAGAGGUAAUCUGAUCCCAGAGUUUGUAUUGUUUUUAGGUCUGUUGCUCCAUUUUACAGGAGUUGUGUUCAGCAGAUGGUUGAGUCCAGACCAUGUAAACAUGCUGAUGGUGGUGGCUGACUUCAUUGCCAUGGCUGUAUGCCUUAAGUGAUCCACAAUAAAUUAAAGAUAAAGUACAGCCAAUUAAAAAAAAUAAAAUCCUUUGAGGUGG